This is a messenger RNA of Tachysurus vachellii, 4338 nucleotides long. It is a transcript of the gene glis3, whose product is annotated as GLIS family zinc finger 3. Gene Ontology annotation, cellular component: nucleus. The record is from RefSeq and is a predicted model, not a curated record. The transcript has 11 exons. NCBI's taxonomy places the organism in Eukaryota, Metazoa, Chordata, Actinopteri, Siluriformes, Bagridae. The coding region runs from base 263 to 2923 and encodes 886 amino acids. Gene Ontology annotation, molecular function: RNA polymerase II cis-regulatory region sequence-specific DNA binding; DNA-binding transcription factor activity, RNA polymerase II-specific. Gene Ontology annotation, biological process: regulation of transcription by RNA polymerase II.
GCUUAAUGUUUCAUUACGCAGAACCUCAUCAGAGUUAGCGAUAAAACAACAGCCGAACUUUUCACUUUCCGAGCUUUCUUUCUUUUCUUGCGACAGGUGAAGUAACGUGACACGUGACCGCAGCUGCGUGAACAGGGACCGACUCAUGAUGUUCUCACACGCGCUUUCACAUGAGAAAGUUCAUCUCCAGGCUUCCUGAAGACUUUCGCGGCAUGACACCUCUGGGACAUUUGUAUCUUUGCCUGAAGUGGAACUAAGGGAAAUGAAUGGAAAAGGCUGCAACCUGCUGGUCUCUCCAACCAGCAUGCCAAAGUCUCUGGGUACCACAACUGGACAGCAGGUACCUCACAUCCGAGUGCAUGCUGGUAGUUCCUGCGCUUCCUCUCAGCAGAGAACCCCAUGUCCUGGCAGUGAAAUGUGCACCGGAGCUGUGACACCUGGGAGUACUGUGUUUCUACCUGCUCUGAGCCUUCACAGGCAAGUGUUGACCAAUGGGAAGCAUCAUGGCACCUUCAGAGUCCCACAAUCUUCAUGGCAACAAGUGUCUUCACUUCCUGUCCCAACUUGCAGUUCCAAUACAGCGAGAUUAAAUGGCUCACAGAGUGUUAAUAAAGGUUCUCACUCAUUGGGGACCAGCAGAAAGCUGUUGAGCGAGUAUGGCAGAUCAAACCUGCAAGUGACAAGCAGUGCUAUGGUUGUACAGAGUGUGAAUCCCGUGUCCACUAUCCAAACCUCUGCUUCGCACUGCCCUCCUCCAUCUCUGGGCCUUUUUGUGCCCUUCACAGAUGCCAGGUCUGUGUUGUCCAGAGAGUCCCUGGCUUCCACCACCCUCAGCAUUGCAGAGAGCCAGUCAAUACGCAGCAGCAAGUUGGACUGGCCUUAUGGCUAUCGUGUGCUGCCACCACUUGGACAGCAGAGCAGCUUUAGCCAGACAGCUGAAGGUCCGGAACUUCCAAACCUUCCACCAGGUACUGCCAUGUCUGGAAACACCAGUAGCUCCAAUACAACGUCACUUCCUGCUUACCUGUUCAAGGACGACAUCAACAGCCCCCGCCAAUCCAGCCGCUCCAAAAAAAGAGCCCUCUCCAUCUCGCCUCUGUCUGAUGGCCUUGGCAUUGACUUCAACUCCAUUAUCCGGACAUCACCAACCUCUUUGGUGGCAUACAUAAUUGGUUCCCAAAGUUCCCCGGCCUCACAGCCUACUCCCUCACCGCUGCAGUCUGACGUAUGUGGGCAUCUCCUGGGUGUCCGAGGAAGUUGUAUCCCCAAUCCCAGUUUUGGUUACCCAGCUUCCAAAGCCAGUUCCACUCUUGAUCAAACCAUAUCAAGAAACCACCAUUCUGAAAGACUGAGUCUCUGCAUGCAGAGGUUAGAAGAACAGGGUGCACGUUACAACCAAACAGGAGGAACUAAUUUAGUAGUGGAGCAUCAGCUUCUGCCAGGACAGGAAAUCCUUAUAAGCAACAUUGCAGCAGGAGAUAAUGUUCCUCAUUUCAGUCUGGAAAGCACUACACACCUUCAGUUUGAAAUUUCAGCCACCGUUAGGUCACCAAGCCCACGUAGGGGACCUCCACCUCCCUAUCACUCCCACCAUAUACACCGACUACCAGGUGGCCACAUGGAGAGUGCUCAGAAUCCCGCAGACCCACACUCUACACCUCCUUCAGACAAACCCGGUGUUCUGCCCCUGGCAUUGUGUCCAAUGUUAGAGGAGGAAGAGGGGGAAAUCGAUGAUUUUAAUGGGGUACACUGUUGCCGUUGGCUGGAUUGUAGUGCCACAUACAGUCACCAAGAGGAGCUGGUCAAGCACAUUGAGAAAUUACAUAUUGAUCAGCGCAAAGGAGAGGACUUCAUCUGCUUCUGGACAGGGUGUCCACGCAGACACAAGCCUUUCAAUGCUCGUUACAAACUCUUAAUCCACAUGCGGGUACAUUCGGGGGAGAAACCUAACAGAUGUACGUUUGAAGGCUGUCAGAAGGCGUUCUCCCGCCUAGAGAACCUCAAAAUCCAUGUUCGGAGCCACACAGGAGAGAAACCGUACAUGUGUCAGCACCAUGGCUGUCAGAAAGCUUUCAGUAACUCCAGCGACCGUGCCAAGCACCAGCGCACACAUGUCGACACGAAACCGUACGCAUGUCAGGUUCAAGGCUGCCAAAAGCGCUACACCGAUCCCAGCUCUUUGCGAAAGCACGUCAAAUCGCACUCCACCAAGGAGCAGCAGGCCAGGAAGAAGCUGAGAUCCAGCACUGAGAUCUGCCAGGAAGGACUUUCUGAGUGUUUAACUAUCCAGCCUCUGCAGCACAGCCUGUCGCCUAUGGAGCUGAUCGAGAGCCGUUCUCCUUGUCUUCCUGCUGACGUGUACACAGGUUUGUUCUCCUUGGACCAGCCCAGCCAAGUCACUCCUGGUCAGAUUCAGCAUUCCUCCUGUGGCUCUCACGUCCCAAUAUCUGCACUACCUCCACCUAACAGCAGGUUUGAUGCUCCUGUUGCACAGCAUCUGACUCACCAGGCCACGCCUUCAGUUCCUCAUUCGCACCACCACAUGGUGGCAGCACAAAAAAACAGCAGACUUCCAGGAUACCCAGAGCCCACGGCAGCAUCGCUUCAUCCACCUCAGGAGAGUUUCCCGAGUCAUACCCAGACGGUGUGCUCGCCCUCGUACGGCGAGUCGCCACAGACAGGAAAGCAGAUCUCUGCCUGUUCCAUGAUGCAGAUCCCCUUGUUCGAGGACAGUCUGGGUUCCUCAGGCACAGCUCAAAAGGAACCUCAGCUGAUCCACCAAGCUCUGUCGAGUAUCACAGAGUUUGAUCCACAGGAUCGAUCUGAGGAUUCUUUAGGUCAACGGGAGCAUUCGGCAUCAGACGAUAACUACCUUCACAUACACACACAGCACAUGGUGCGACGCCUAAACCAGCUCUCAUGAGUCCACACCGAGGGCCAGCCUUGAUCAUACACAUAUCUAUACGGAGUUCUUUGUGGUUAUCUUUUAGUCAUGGGAUCAAAAAUUAACAAAAGAAUUUGUACUUGAAUUUAUCUAAAUUUUUAUAACUGGAUGGUGUGAACUACAGUUCUGGAUGUUUCAUAUUGCUGUUUUUAUAUGUUGCAACUUUUGAAAUUGUUUUAUUUUUUUUUUUUAAAAAUCGAAAAUCUGAGUCCUGUGAAAACUUGUUUGUAUUUUGUGACACAGGAAGGCAAUACACACGCUGUGUGAGAAUGCUGGACAGCUGAAGCUAGAUAUCCACUGAGAUUAGCAGCAUAGCUAGUUAGCAUGUAAGUAUUUUAUACUGUUAAUGUAAAGAUAUGUGACAGAACAUUUUGGAGUAACAACAUUUCACUCAGCUUUGUUGGUAAAUUAAUGGCUUACACUCAUUACGCGUAGCUUAAACGUUUGAAUGUAAGUUUAAUCCAGUUAUCUUUGAUAACUAUCAGUUAUAAGGUAUUUCUGUGUGGAAAUGUAUGUAAACAACAACAGUGCCUCAGAAAUGAUCUAUCACAUUAAGCACUAAUUAAGCACAUAAUGAAGUCUUCAGAUACCGUUAUUCUGUAUUUUUUUUCAUUUCUUUAAGCCGGCAAUCAUGGCAGUACCGAUACUGAACGUUUUCUGUCUCACACCCUAGAAGAACAGUUUGAGGGCAUGCGGUUCAGCUAAAUUACACUGAGAAAACCUUACAUGCAAAUGUCGACAGUGACUAAAUGAAAUUGCAUUUAAAAGCUCUAAUUACAAUGUUUUGUAUAACCAGUAGCAUUAGAGUCAAAACCUCCAUUAUCUUGGCCCUGUUAUAUCAGGUGAAUCUGGGGAGAAAAAAAAAAAGCAUUUAAAGAUGUAAUCAUCAAGAUCAUGGAUGCACGACUGUGUCUUGUAAGGUGUUGUUUUGCUGAAGGGUAAUUUUCACAUCAUGCAAUUUCACACCUUAUUAUGAGCCAAAUAGUCUGCUUGUUAUUCUGUUAUUCUGUGCUAGUGACCAGAAGGUUAUUUCAAAUCAUACCAAAUGUUUGUGGGGUUAGAACUGAUUAAAAUGAAAGGGAGGAUAUGGGGGAAAAGACUCUGUACUACUUCUGUACUGCAAUUUUCACACGGAGUACAGUUUAUUCUUGCCAACAAGAGCAGAUUGCAACAACUUCAGUCAAUAGUUGCUGGUUUAUAUAGCAGUUUUAUGUGAAGAGGAGGAUGAUGAUGACGAUGAUAGGUCUUGAGAGUUCUUCACAUGAAUGCUUCAUGAGGCUUUCUUUAUCCAUGCAGUAGCCAUUGCCUUCUAGUCAACAAUAACUUUGAUCUUGCCUCAGCAAACCUUUUAUUGAGUCUACUAUAUAACAUGUUUAUCUUACUUUCGUUUAACA